Pelobates cultripes (western spadefoot toad) is the source of this 642-nucleotide messenger RNA. The record is from the annotation of a GenBank genome assembly. Lineage: Eukaryota; Metazoa; Chordata; Amphibia; Anura; Pelobatidae.
AUGGAGGACCGGCAUAGAAGCCGUAACGUAAAGAUAAGAGGGGUCCCCGAAACCGUGACCCAGGAUGACCUACAGGGAUAUAUUGGACGACUCCUCUCCUCCCUACUCACGCCACAGCAGAUGAAGACAGCCCUCACAGACGGGAUCUACCGAAUCCCAAGGGCCGCCAGUGCCCCAGCAGACACCUCGAGAGAUAUCAUCCUCCAAUUUCAAACGCGGACAGGCCAAGCAACCCUCAUGGCAGCGGUGAGGGGGAAGGCAUCCCACCUCUUUGAGACAGCCAGCCUGUCAUUCUUUCAAGACCUAUCUAGGCCUACCCUGCUGUGGAGGAGCCUCCUCAAACCCCUGACGACCACUCUCCGCCAAACCUCCAUCCCAUACCGCUGGGCAUUCCCCAGAAGCUUGAUCAUCACACAUGAGGGCGCAACAACACGGGUCACAGACCCAUCGGAAAUAGACUCAGUUUUGGCAGCGCUAGGCCUACCUCCACGACAGGAACAAGCUACAACCGACCGGAGACCAAAGGCCCAUCACACCUGGGAUGUAGCAAACAUCAGUCCGUUUCAACCCUCUAACAUCAAUGUCCCGUCAUCCAAGGCUUCCAAGGAGCAUCGAGUAAACUGGCACCGAGGGGAUACUUAA